Messenger RNA from Symbiodinium necroappetens, 3624 nucleotides. The record is from the annotation of a GenBank genome assembly. NCBI's taxonomy places the organism in Eukaryota, Dinophyceae, Suessiales, Symbiodiniaceae.
AUGGACCCUCUACACGAUGAUGUUCUGGAGGAGGCUCUGGCCGAUACCGGAGCAGCUGCUACGGACACGGCCGCUGUCCAUGCUGCGCCUGAUGACACCGCUGCUGCAGAUGGUCUAGACAACGAGGAUGGGGCUGCCUUGGUAGCUGCAGCUGUCGCCAAGCCUGAAGCACGGGACACUGAUGAGGAUGCCCACAGCGAAGCUUCGGUCUACUCCACAUGGACUGCUGCAAUGAAUGCAGCAGAUCGCAGCCCCAGCCCGGCGAUCCGUGCUGAAGCAGGACCUUUCGGGCCACCUCCUGCCGUCCCGAUCAGCCAUCCACUAGCACGCGAUUACAUCCCGGGACUGUCCCUUGUGAGACCACACGCUUUGCCUGCUGGCUUUGUGGGUUUUGUCAAUAGGCAUAGACCAGCUCCGCUGGGUUCCUCCUCGAGUGCGAGGGGGCCGCCAACUGUUCCGCAGAUGCCUGGUGAGCCCGACGACCCCCACUGGCAACGUGCCAUGGCUGUCAACGUGCUGAACACACUGCAGCACACAGGCCCGGCAUUCGUUCAUGCCCCUACCUUGGCCACCGUGAGGUCAUGGAGCUCAUUGAGAAUCAUCCUGGAGGAGGCCACGGAGAUGGACGAGGUCUGCUGCCAGCGAGUCGACCCGCAGGACCUUGGCAAUCCCCUGCAUAUGGGUGGUCACCCCGGAGCUGGAGCAGAUGCUGACGCUGGACAAGAGGAUGAUGAGGAGGAACUACCUGAUGCAGAUGAAGAAGGGGAAGAAGAGGAGGACCGCUCCCCGGACGAAGACCAGGACAAUGCACCAGAUGAGCAUGGUCCGGAUGGCCCGGAUGGCCCUGCUCGACCAUCCACUGAGGGGACAACGGCUACCCCAGGGAGUGCUGCAUCCGGCAGCUUGGAGGACUCAGGAGACCCUCUGCACAGGAUUCAUUCCGUCACGGCUACCACGGCAGCAGAGAAUCCUUUUUCUACUCGGCCUGGCGAUUGGGUAUAUGAAGCCGACGACGUGCACUACGAGAAGGCAAUCGACACAGACGUUGCUCAGGAGGCGAGCCUUCAAAGUCACGGUCGCGCUCACCACGACGAGAUACCGACACUGCAGACAGGCAUCAAGGACAUGUGGCUCCAAUGGCGAGCCUUCAAGAAAAUCAGAAAGAAUGGACUUCGAGGCUGGUUUGCUGCGUGGAAGGCCCAGCAGUGUGCAGACAAACAUGACUCCAGAGGGGCCGUGGUCUCUGCAACACCCACUUCUAUUGGAUGCCUCAAGCUUGUGUCGAGAGCUGCAACAAAUUCCGAGAAGGAGCUUAGCCAAGCCUGGGCUGUGAAGCCCAUUCAUGUGCCAGCCAGUUGGUCAGACGUUGACCUGGCCCUGUAUCCCCAAUUUGCUUAUCAAAGAGGGAGAUCACAAUACGAUGCACUCCGAAAGGUUUUCACCCAUUGUGCAGCUGCCCGUGCUGAGCUCAGCAAGCACCACAAGAAUCUCCACCACCAAUGGGAGGGGCACAAGUCUACCCCUCUCUUCGGCAGUCUGAUGGUCACUGUGGACCUCUCGCAGGCUUUUGACAAAAUGCCCCGCGAACUGCUGCUACAAGGCAUGAUUGAUCUUCAGCUGCCCGCUGACUUGAUUGCCAUCAUCAUGGCGUGGCAUGCACACAUUCACUACACCGUUCAUCAUUCAGGUGAAAGUCGCACCUUUGCAGCCACCCAAGGUAUCCGUCAAGGAUGCUCAGCCUCGCCCAUUCUUUGGCUUAUCUUCUCUCAUGCCAUAAGCAGCAGACUGGAGGAGUCACUGGGAUACGAACGCCUAUGCUCCCUCCUCACAAUUUUCACUGAUGAUUACUUGGCAGCGGGUGUGUUCACAACACUACAUGAGCUGGAGCAGUUGUUGAGUUGCGUGGCGGUACUCUUCAAGGUCCUUCGCACCUUCGGCAUGGCCGUCAGUGAUACCAAAUCACAGGCCAUCAUUGCACUGCGUGGCACACUGGCCCCAUCGAUUCGCCGAAGGUAUACGAGGAAGGGCCCGGACGGACUCAUGCUGAGAAUCCCAAUGCAAGGCGACGACCUCAAAAUACCGUUAGCACAGCAAUUUCGAUACUUGGGUGCUCAAGUCUCUUAUGCCUCUUUUGAGGAUGCUACUCUGGCUUUUCGCAUACAGAAGAGUGAUGCCAUAUAUGGCAGACUGGGUACAGCCCUCAGGGGACGUCACCACCUGACCAGUGUCCAAAGGAUCCGGCUAUGGCUAGCCUGCGUUUGGAGCACCAUGUCCUACAGUUUGACCACCUGUGGGUUGACCGAUGCGGGACACCGAUUGCUGGAAACCAAGGUCAUCCGGCAGCUGAGGGCGAUCCUACGUCUACCGGUGCACCUGACGCACACUUCCAACUUGGAAGUGUUGGAACAGGCAGGACUUACUCCACCUUGUGUCCUCUUAGCAACCCUCAUGGACAAGGAGGGCCGGAGAAAACUGCCUGAGCAGGAUGCACAUCUUUGCCGGCCGGACCAUGCAUGGUGGACCAAAGUGAGGGAGAGCCUGAAUAUCCCAACAGAGUCCAUGCACAUUGUCCCUGUGCCAACACCGGUAAGACCUCAGACCUGCCCAGAGUGUGGUGUCUCCUACAAUACCCGUACUGCUCUUCUUACGCACAUCGCUAAGCAUCACCACGAGAUAGUGGAUAAGGAAGUGUUCGGGGACCUUGCACAGAACAGCAUCCUUCAGUUUGGGGAGAACCUCUUCGGAGGAACUCAGAGCUCCACCCCGGGCAGCGAACCUCCCUCCAAAGCUCCCAAGCUGGAAGCUCAAUUGGGGAAGCGAGGACGACCCUCAGACAGUCAAAGCUCGCGUGGACAAAAGGAUCAGGACUGGCUCCCGAACAAAGGUCGGGGCAAGGGCAACAAGCACUCGCCUCAGAUCCACCAGCUGGUGUACGCCGUGGGCAGGUUGAUCAUCCGGCAAGAGACUCCACUUCAAAUCUUGAAGCAGAACUCAGCCUGGACUCUCUACCUGCAGCCAGGACAGACAGGGCCUGUUGCCCUCCUCUGCCAGGCAGCUGCGAAGUACAAGGAAGAAGCCAAAAAGAGGUUCAUGGAUGUGCCGGUACGUGCCCUCCUGCUUCACACAUUGUUCCAAGCCCUUCUCAAGGCCCUGCAGAGCAUCAGCAGCGACAACAACAAGCAACAGAUCCUCAAGGACAAAGGCUGGCUCAAUACAGAGGGCAACUGGAACUAUCAACAGUGGGACAGCGAGCAGCAGGCCUUGAAGGUGAGCGAGACCAAACCACCCAUGAAUCAUCAGGACUUAAUCGGUCAAGUCAGCCAACUGGCGGAGCCAGUGCUGGGGAAGGACGUCAUCCACAGGUUCAAUGCGACCCACACCAUGACGCCCACCAAGACAGGGGUUACAACUUUUCUUCUGGAGGUGAUCGGCUUGCAGAUUCGUCGGGAGGGCCUUCGCAGGGGUGGUCUGGCCAACGACGUUCAGCUCCUGAAUAUCAACUAUUCGGGCGCAGCAUCCAGGCCAGAUGGGAAGCCAGAUUGGUUACAAUGCAGGGUACUGAAUGUGAGGAUUGCAUCAAUGCAUGGCAUCAACAAGCGAGGUACCGCUGCACGGGGUCGUUGA